AUGAACAGAACAUUAACAGAGUCAAAUGAUGAGACAAGGAAAGUAACGAAGGUGAUUUUUACCUUUACGGCGUCCUUGGCACUUGUUGGAAACUUUCUUGUCUUGCUUCUGUUUGCUCAUUUUCCAUCAUGGCUCAAAAAGAAACACUAUCAAUGUAUUUUAAACCUAGCAAUAACAGACAUCCUUACCGCCAUAUCUCUGCUGGUGGUUCCAAAGUUUAUACAGGAUGAGGAUGUUUAUACAGUUCCAUUGGAAAACUUUCCCCGUGAAUUCUAUUGUCGCAUUGUUUGGUCACAUUUUAUUCCCUUCUCGUUGGGAAUUACAUCAGUUUAUACUUGCCUAGUUCUCGCAAUAGAAAGAUGGUUUGCAGUGUUUCGUCCUGUUAUUUACAAACAAAAAUUCGGGAUGAGGACGAUGCAAGCCUUAAUACUCUGCACUUGGAUUGCAGGAAUAGCGUUUGAAUCUCCUAUAAUCCCACGUGUGGAAGGUUAUCAGGAUCCUAACACGACAACAGCAAAGUGCAAAUGGACAGUGGAAACAAAUCAACAACAAUCAUGGGCCUUAGCCAUCGUGUUGUUUGCUGGACAAACAUUUAUUCCUUGCAGUUUUAUUGUCUUGGCUUAUUGUCAUAUUUUUAAAAGGUACCUUACAAAUCCAACACACAUUGAUUCCAUUAAUGUCCAGUUGUGUCCUUUACCAAAAUGUACAGUUGUUGUUGUCCUGGGGUGCGAAUUUUUUUAUUCGGCUCCAUUUGGCCAGCCCAAACGUAUCCCUCACCACUUACUUUAAAACUAGCAUAAGUUAGCUGAGUGGGAUUGUGGUGUCUUAUCCCUUUUUAUAUCCUUGGUUGUUUGUCAUUUUACUAUGGUAGAACUUGUCUUCCCUGGUAAAGAAUUGCAAACAAACGGAUACUUUGUUGAAAGACGCUGAAAAUUGAAAUGCACUUGACGCAUUCAAUGUGUGCAAAUAUUUGAUGGGGAAAAUACCCUGAAAUCCAGCGCAGUGGUUUCGGUACUUAGUGAAAAAUCACGCCAAUAGAAAAUUUGGGAUCAACUUGUCCAUCUUGUUUAUUCCCGAUUGGUGCCACCGUCAAACUUCGAAAUACAUGCAUGCACUGUAAUGGCACAUAUAAAAAGUUUGGCAAAUCCUUUAAGAUUUACUAUGUUCUCUUUUUAGAUUAAAGAACGAAAGAGUGUACCCUGCAGUCUUUACCAGGAGAACAAACUCUUCGGCACGCAGUUCAUCAAAACAGGCGUUGAAACGAGCGACAAUGAUGAUGGCGGUUGCAUCGUUAACUCUCAUCAUCUGUUGGCUGCCAAAUCAAGUGUACUUCUUGCUUGCUCAGCUGGGUUAUUUCGAGAUCAAACCAAGUAUUCCUGUCAGAGUCAUGGGUGUCCUCGUGUUUUCCAAUUCUUGGAUAAAUCCUAUAAUUUAUGCUUUUACGAAUAAAAAUUUCCGCAAAGGUUAUCAAACUAUAUUCAGCCUCUGGUAA
Messenger RNA from Paramuricea clavata, 1492 nucleotides. The record is from the annotation of a GenBank genome assembly. Lineage: Eukaryota; Metazoa; Cnidaria; Anthozoa; Malacalcyonacea; Plexauridae.